Molecule: messenger RNA, 423 nt
Organism: Racocetra fulgida
Lineage: Eukaryota; Fungi; Glomeromycota; Glomeromycetes; Diversisporales; Gigasporaceae
Source: the annotation of a GenBank genome assembly
AUGUCAGAACCUGUUAAAUUUUUAAAACUUACCAACUUAACAAAACCUAUUAACGAGUUACAAUUUGCGAAAAGAUGUGCUCGUUGUAUUAGGCAAAAAAAGGGAUGCGACCAUCGUAAAACUUUAGGCCCAUUUAAAUGCACUAAAAAUGGUAAAUUAUAUUUUUUACCUGGCGAUGAGAAUAAAUAUGAGAUAGGAAAAGAGCUUUUUGAAGACCUUUUAAAGAUACAGCUGAAAAAUGGAUUCAACUUGGCUAAAUUCAUGAUUGAAUCUGGUUUAUCGACAGCCUAUGUUCCAUACCAACUUCCUAUGUCUGAGUCUAAUUUAUCUCAACUUCCUACCUCAGAACCCAAUUUAUCGCAACUCCUAUUUCAGAAUUCUAAUACACCUGAACUUGAUUUUUAUCUACAAAAUCAUUAUUAA